AUGUUUCAUUCAGUCGUUUACACCGCGGCGGGCCUGGUUUUCCUCGCGUAUGCUGCCGAAUAUGUGUUGACGCUGAGGGACCACCGGGACGAGCCGUUGCGUCUCCGAUCCAAGGUGCCGCUCAUUGGCCACAUCCUUGGCCUCAUUCGAAGCGGCCCUUCGUAUCAUAGCAAGUUACGAGAUGCCACCGAAGGCGAGAUCUAUACCCUGGGCAUCUUUCACUUCAAGCUCUACACCAGUGUGUCGGUCCGGCUUCUCCCCGCCAUCCAAAGACAGUCGAAGACGUUGUCGUUCCUGCCCAUGCUUCAGCAUGUUGCACGACGAUGGGGCGACGCAAGUGACGAGACAAACGACAUCUUCGGCGGUCCGCACUGCGCAGCCGACUUUAGCCGGGCCAUGCGAAUUAGCCUGGCGCCGGGGCCGCAUCUCGACGAGCAGAAUGAGCGCAUGGGGAACCGGGCCUUGUUCGACGUCGAUACCCUCGUGGGCCAAGCUGUUCAACAGCAGCAGAAGCAGCAGAAGCAGCAGCCCCAGCCCCAGCAAGAAGGUUUUCGAAUUCCGUUUCUGCAAUGGGCCCGACAUGUCGUGACUCAAGCUUCCAGCUGCGGUGUAUACGGCACACGGCACCCCUUUCUCGACGCCGAGGUCGAAAAAGCAUUCUGGCAGUGGCAUACCCAUCUAUCGGCGCAUAUUUCUGGCCUGACCUUUGACUUGCUAGGCAAGGGCUACGCCGCCCGACAGAAAGUAUUCGACGCACACAUCAAGUACUGUCAUGAUAUGCCUCAAGACGCGUCGAUGCUCUUCCGGGAGCGCUGGAGGGUUCUCCGUGAAGCUGGGAUAUCCGAAACGGACUGCAUCAAGCAGCAGGCGACACUGCCGAUUGGUAUGCUGAGCAAUACGGUGCCGACCUUUUACUGGACCGUCUGGGAACUGUUUUCGCGAGAGGAGACUCUUGCGCAGGUCCGAGACGAACUCGAACAGCAGGCCGUCGUCGAGCUGGGAAACGGCUGUUUCGCGCUCGACGUGGCGGCUCUCAAGGCGCAGUGUCCGUUGCUGCUCUCGGUUUUCCAGGAAACGCAACGUGUGCGGCACAUCCACGCUGCUAUCCGCAAGGUGAUGCAGGACACGCUGCUGGAUGGCAAGUAUCUCCUCAAGGCGGGGAACUACCUCCAGAUGCCAGGCAACGCAAUCCAUUCGCAUGAGAAGAUCUGGGGCCCGACUGCAGCCCAGUUCGAUCCCAGGCGGUUCGUCGACGUGGACAAGAGGCGCGGCGGCAGCGACUUCUUGGCGUGGGGUGCACCGCCGCACUUGUGUCCCGCACGGCAGUUUGCGGCUACCGAGAUUGUCAUUUUGGUGGCGCUUCUAGCGAUGCGAGUCGAUCUACGGCCUGCCAGUGGUGGCACGUGGGACAAAGAUCCGGCCUUGGACUUCAACGACCCCAUCACAGUACUGAACCCUAGAAAGGAUGCUGAACUUAUCGUCGUCCCUAGGCCGCAAUGGGCCGGUAAAUGGACGCUCCGCAUGUCACAGAGUACGGUCCGGGUCCCUCUGGCCUCAGGAUGA
Colletotrichum higginsianum IMI 349063 is the source of this 1563-nucleotide messenger RNA. Its product is annotated as Cytochrome. Gene Ontology annotation, molecular function: iron ion binding; monooxygenase activity; heme binding. The record is from RefSeq and is a predicted model, not a curated record. Bases 1 to 1563 code for a protein of 520 amino acids. NCBI's taxonomy places the organism in Eukaryota, Fungi, Ascomycota, Sordariomycetes, Glomerellales, Glomerellaceae. The transcript has 3 exons.